AAACAGCUGUACUUGAAGACCCAUAAUGCAAUUCGGCUGGCAUUCUGUUCUGAUAUUCAGGCUUUGCAGUACAUCCACAAUGGCUGCGCGAAAUCGCUACGCGAUCCUUUAAUAUGCACCCAGCUGAAAAAGGCGAGGAAAAGGGUACCACCGGACCAGUCUCAAAAUGACCACCGGCUUCAGCUCGAAUUCUUGUCGAUUCGCAGAUUAUUUUGUUAUCUGCGGACUUGACACUGAAAGCGGGCUUGAACCAGACGAACUGUCAGCUUUAUGCCAGUAUAUAGAGGCUACUAAAUUCAGAGAUGGGGCCAGAGGAUUGGCGAGUGCAGAUGAAGGUGAGAAUUUUGAGCAGAGUCCACUGCGGAGAACUUUUAAAUCCAAAGUUCUAGCGCACUACCCAGAGAAUGUGGAGUGGAGUCCAUUUGACCAGGAUGCCGUUGGCAUGCUGUGUAUGCCAAAGGGUCUGUCCUUCCGGACACAGGCGGACACACGCGAGCCUCAGUUUCACCCCUUCAUCAUCACACGGGAGGACGGCUCGCGGACGUAUGGCUUCGCCCUCACCUUCUACGAGGAGGUGACCAGCAAGCAGAUCUGCAGCGCCAUGCAGACCCUGUACCACAUGCACAAUGCCGAACAAUAUGACAUCCUGCACACCCCCACCACCCCGCGGUGCCCAGAGGAGCAGCGCCACCUCCAUCCCCACCCUCUCAACCCCCACCCCCAACACACGCUCCUCCCCACACCCUCCAUCUCCCGGCUGCAGCGCUUCAACUCCUACGACAUCAGCCGCGACACGCUCUACGUGUCCAAGUGCAUCUGCCUCAUCGCACCCAUGGCCUUCCCCCAGGCCUGCAGGAAGGUGCUCCAGCAGCUCCACCAGGCCGUCUCCUCCCCCCCCCCGCCCCUCCCCCUGGAGAGCUACGUCUACAACAUCCUAUACGAAGUGCCCCUGCCUCCCGCUGGGCGCUCCCUGAAGUUCUCGGGGGUGUACGGGCCAGUGGUGUGCCAGAGGCCCAGCACGGCAGAGCUGCCUCUCUUUGACUUCCCUAUCAGCCAGGUGUUUGAGCUGCUGGGGGUGGAGAAUGUCCUCCAGCUGUUUACUUGCGCCCUGCUGGAGAUCCAGAUUCUGCUCUACUCACAGCAUUACCAGAGGCUGAUGACUGUGGCAGAGAGCAUCACAGCCUUAAUGUUCCCUUUCCAGUGGCAGCAUGUCUAUGUGCCCAUCCUGCCUGCCUCACUGCUGCACUUCCUGGAUGCCCCCGUGCCCUACCUGAUGGGUCUGCACUCCAACGGAGAGGGUGACCGCACCAAACUAGAGCUGCCCCAGGAGGCCAACUUGUGUUUCGUGGACAUCGACAACCACUUCAUCGAACUGCCAGAGGACCUUCCUCAGUUCCCCAACAAGCUAGAGUUCAUCCAGGAGAUCUCCGAGGUGCUGUUGGCCUUCGGCGUGUCUCCAGAGGGAAACCCGCACCACAGCCAGGGCCAGGCCAAACACCGGUGCUUACGCUCCACCGACAUGGUCACGGACAGACGCAACGGCAACCUGGCCAGCUCGCCCCUCAACUCCUACCUGCUGAGGGAGAACGAGACCAUCGCCAGACUGCAGGCCCUGGUCAAGAGGACUGGGGUCAGCCUGGAGAAGCUGGAUGUGAGGGAGGAUGCCAGCAGCAACAAGGACCUGAAGGUGCAGUGUGAUGAGGAGGAGCUGAAGAUGCACCAGCUCAACAUCCAGGUGCGAGAGGUCUUCGCCAACCGCUUCACCCAGAUGUUUGCCGACUACGAGGCGUUUGUCAUCCAGCCCAGCCAGGACAAGGAGUCCUGGUUCAGCAACAGGGACCAGAUGCAGAACUUUGACAAGGUGAGAUUUCUCUCUGACCAGCCUGAGCCCUACCUGCCCUUCCUGUCCCGUUUCCUGGACUCAGAUGUUUGCUCCUCCUUCAUCGAUAGUAAGAUCCUUUGCCAUGAUGACGAGGACAAGGAACACACGUUGAGGGUGUUUGACUUCCGCGUGGACAAAAUCCGCAUGCUGAACGUGCGCACGCCCACUCUGCGCACCUCCAUGUACCAGAAGUGCACCAAUAUCGACGAGGCGGAGAAGGCCAUAGAGAUGCGGGUGGUUAAGAUCGACCACACGGCACUGCAUCCCCACCUGCUGGAUAUGAAGAUUGGCCAGGGUCGCUACGAACACGGCUUCUUUCCCCGGCUGCAGUCUGACGUGCUCUCCACUGGACCCAUCAGCAACAAAUGGGCGAAGAGGAGUGCUCCAGCACAGUGGAGGAGGAAGGACAGACAGAAACAGCACGCUGAACACCUUUACCUGGACAACGACCAGAGAGAGAAAUACAUCCAGGAGGCCAGGAACCUGGGCACUACCAUCCGGCAGCCCAAGCUGUCCAACCUCUCCCCCUCAGUCAUCGCUCAGACCAACUGGAAGUUUGUGGAGGGUCUGCUGAAGGAGUGCAGGAAUAAGACCAAGCGCAUGCUGGUUGAGAAGAUGGGCAGGGAGGCGGUGGAGCUGGGUCAUGGGGAGGUCAGCAUUACAGGCGUGGAGGAGAACACACUUAUCGCUUCCCUCUGUGACCUGCUGGAGAGGAUCUGGAGCCACGGGCUGCAGGUCAAACAGGGUAAAUCUGCCUUGUGGUCCCACCUGCACCACUAUCAGGAGAGCAAAGAGAAGACGGAUGCAACGCCAGCCGGUUUGGGUCCCCCAGGUCUCAUCCACAACACAGAGAGACGCAAGUCUGAAGCUGGCGCUGCCUUGCUCCCUCUCAAGGUAUCCCUGAUCAGGGACAUGAGACACAUCCAGAACAUUGGGGAGAUCAAGACAGACGUGGGCAAGGCCAGGGCCUGGGUGAGGCUCUCCAUGGAGAAGAAACUGCUGUCCAGGCACCUCAAAAAGCUGCUGUCUGACCAUGAACUUACAAAGAAACUAUACAAGCGUUAUGCUUUUCUGCGCUGUGACGAUGAGAAAGAGCAGUUCCUGUACCACCUCCUGUCCUUCAACGCUGUGGACUACUUCUGUUUCACUAAUGUCUUCACCACCAUCAUGAUCCCAUACCAUGUGCUGGUGAUUCCCAGUAAGAAACUAGGAGGCUCCAUGUUCACAGCCAACCCCUGGGUGUGUGUGUCUGGGGAGCUGGCUGAGACCGGGGUGCUCCAGGUCCCCAAGCACACUCAGGAGAUCACCUUUGAGUGCCAGAACCUGGGCAAGCUGACCACAGUGCAGAUGGGCCAUGAUAACUCAGGCCUUUACGCCAAGUGGCUUGUGGAGUAUGUUAUGGUCCGGAAUGAGAUCACAGGGCAUGCUUACAAGUUCCCGUGUGGCCGGUGGCUGGGGAAGGGGGUGGACGAUGGCAGUCUGGAGAGGGUCCUGGUGGGAGAGCUAGUGACACCAAACUCAGAGAACGAGGACAGAAUGUGUCGUACGCCCCCCAUGCAGCAGUCCCCUGGGAUGAUGAGGAGGUUCGUCACCAUCUCACCAAACAGCAAACCAAAGUUGAACACUGGUCAGAUCCAAGAGGGAGUGGGAGAAGCCAUCAAUGGGAUAGUGAAGCACUUCCACAAGCCAGAGAAGGAGAGGGGCAGUCUGACCCUUCUGCUGUGUGGGGAGUAUGGUCUAGUCUGGGCUUUAGAGCAGGUGUUCCAGCAUGGCUUCAAAUCCCCACGCCUCUUUAAGAAUGUCUUCAUCUGGGACCUCUUAGAAAAGUCACAAGUGUACUUUGAGAGUGCUGAGCAGAGGGAGGUGACUCCAGAUGAGAACUGGCAAACCAGAGUACGCCACUUCUGCCGCUUCAUGCGGGCCAUCAACAGCACAUCUAGGAACAUAGGCAAGGAUGGGAAGUUCCAGAUGCUGGUGUGUCUGGGUGCCAGGGACCAUUUGUUACACCACUGGAUCGCUCUCCUCGCAGACUGUCCAAUCACGGUGCAAAUGUACGAGGACACAGCACUGAUAAAGGACCGCUCAUUGGUAAAUUCUCUGAUCAGAGUGCUACAGACUUUGCAGGAAUUCAACAUUACCCUAGAAGCUUCACUUGUCAAAGGGAUCGGUAUCUAGGCCGUCCUUCGUUUGCACCAAUUGGACCUGACUAAGGAAGACUGUUAGGGACCACUAAAGAACAAUUAAACAUUUUUAUGCGGAAAGAGACUUGAACAAUUAAGGCACGAUUUCUGGCUUAUAUUAAAGCUACUGUUACAUUUGCCAUAUAUUAAAUGCAAUGAGCCUUUCAAAAUGUGUUGUUAUUUCUAUCCUCAACAAUGUUGCUGUUAGACGUUAAGAAUAUGUUUUCUAUUACGAUCCAUGAUUUUCACAUUGUUGAAGAAGAUAACCCACCUGUUCUAUACUGCUUUAUUGAAAGCUAAAUAUUUUCAUUGUUAUUGUGAACUGCUGACAAUGGCUAUAUUCUAAAAAGGAAAACAAGGAACAAAAAUUGUUAAUAUAUUUUCGGAGAAGAACAGUAUUAUUUUGAUAUGUCUGUCAAGUUGCUUGCUCUGUUCUAAUUCUAACUGUCAUAAUGCAGAGCUUGAAGCAAAUGAUGUAGAAGUAUGCUUUAUAAGUAUGAAUAUGACAUGGUAUAGAUGUUUGUGAAGGAUGGAAAACUGAUUCACCUACAUCAAUAUGACAGUGUGUAAGUUUGGAUCAAUCCCCCUGGAAGUACCGUAGUAUGCAACUCUUCUAUAUGGAAUAACUUGGCCUAAGAAGAGGCUCCUGGCUCCCCCCGUGAAUAAGAUAAUGUAUCGUAUGCUAGUGAUGCACAGUAUGUAUUCAGUUGGAGAAGUAUCAGUAUACGGCCAUGUCAAUGCUUCACACUUGACACAGAACUCUUCAACAGUACAGUACUCAUCAUAACCAUGACUUGGAAAGUGAGUCAUUUAUAAAAUGACAGCCUUCAUGUAAAUACCUGUAACCAGUGCAUCCUUCUUUCCAACAACUUCUCAUUAUUCCUCACCUAUUCUGCCCAUUCCUGGCAGGUUUACAACAUCAUGUCUGUUCAGUAGGGAAAAUUGUAUGAGCUUAUUGCCAGUUAAAUUCAUAAUGAGUGGUACAUAUGGUUGCUAUAAAAGGCCAGAUUCAAAAUAGAGCAAACAAUUCUCCUCUGAACUGUUGGCGUUUCUGCUAUGCAAUAUAAUCCACAUCACACAAAAAAAUCAACCCAAGAUCUAGAUGAGAAUCAUUGGACCUCGUCCAUUUUUCUUACUGUGCAGCAUAUGAUGAUGAAUAACAACAGCAGUUUGAUAGAAGUAGGUGUGAAGGAUGUAUUUCCUGUGCCAACGUCUGGAUUGUGUUGGUUGUACUAUUCCAUGUACAAUCGACAUGAGCAUCUUGGGAGAUAUAUUUUAGUUUUUCAAUACUGAUGUACAUUUAUUGACAUAGCCGUAUAAUGUAGUGUUUACUAAGUGAGGAAAUGUGUACAGUGUAAAAAAUAUAUAAAGAAUAAAAUUACAGAAAUGCAUUAA
Coregonus clupeaformis (lake whitefish) is the source of this 5457-nucleotide messenger RNA. Its product is annotated as DENN domain-containing protein 5A. The record is from RefSeq and is a predicted model, not a curated record. Gene Ontology annotation, molecular function: guanyl-nucleotide exchange factor activity; small GTPase binding. Lineage: Eukaryota; Metazoa; Chordata; Actinopteri; Salmoniformes; Salmonidae.